AUGGGGCCGCAAGCCAAAAAACGCAAGUUGACCCCCAAGGUCGAAGAAGUCAAUUUCGACGACGCCGAUCGGCAGGAAUUCCUCACAGGAUUUCGAAAGAGAAAACAGCAACGGAUACGGCAUGCACAGGAACUUGCAGCAAAGAGAGCCCGAGAAGAGAAAAGGCUAGAACGGAAGAAGAUCCGUGAAGAGAGAGCCGCAGAAUAUGAGCGGGCACUUGAAGAGCAUCGGAGGCAGCUCAAAAUGCUGAGGGAAGAAAACGGCGACAGUGACGAAGAAUCAAAUUCCAGCAAUGGCAAUGGAGACGAGCAGGAUGAAUGGGAAGGAUUCGCUGAGCCUCCUGCGGUAGACUACGAAGCCGAAUAUAUCGAUGAAGACAAAUAUACGACCGUUACUGUCGAAGAGAUGGAUGCCUCCAGAGAAGGCUUACUCAGGGCGGAGGAGGUGGACAAGUCAGACGAGGAUGGGGACGAGCAAACGAAACGAAGGUCGGAAGCUGAUGUCAAAUCAACAACCACAAAAUCGGCCGAGAAGAAGGCAACGAAGGAGAAUAACAAGCCAAAAAAGAAGAAAAAGAAGUUCCGAUACGAAAGCAAGGAGGAGCGCAAAGUUACUCUUAUGAAGCAGCGGCAAGUCAAAUCCAGAAAGGCCAAGGCUCGGCGAGAACGAGAAUAG
Molecule: messenger RNA, 675 nt
Organism: Aspergillus pseudoviridinutans
Lineage: Eukaryota; Fungi; Ascomycota; Eurotiomycetes; Eurotiales; Aspergillaceae
Product: rRNA-processing protein RRP17
Exons: 2
Coding region: 1-675 (224 amino acids)
Cellular component (GO): nucleolus
Molecular function (GO): RNA binding
Source: RefSeq, a predicted model, not a curated record